GCGACGUCAGGCGUUCCAUGGCGCACGGCACGGGGUUUGCAGCGGAGUGAGCGCGCGCUGCCCUCGGUCGCCGGGUGAGCGGCCCCGACCCGCCCGCGCACGCGCGCCAACCGCCGCCACCGGCCCAGCGCCAUGGCCGCCCUGGCUCCCGGAGACCCCAAACUCGUCUCCAUGAUCGUCAAUCACCUGAAGAACCAGGGCCUCUUCGACCAGUUCCGCCGCGACUGCCUGGCCGACGUGGACACCAAGCCUGCUUAUCAGAAUUUAAGACAACGAGUGGAUAAUUUUGUGUCCAACCAUCUUGCAAGUCAUACAUGGAGCCCUCAUCUCAACAAGAAUCAAUUAAGAAAUAGUCUUAGACAGAUGGUACUACAGUCGGGUAUGCUGGAGGUAGGCGUUGACAGAAUUAUUUCUCAAGUUGUGGAUCCAAAAAUUAAUCACAUAUUCCGACCUCAGGUCGAAAAAGCUGUUCAUGAGUUUUUAGCAACAGUAGAUCGGAAAGAAGAGCCUGCUGCUGUAAAUGGUGCUCAAAACUCUGAGAAACAAGAAUCAACUACUCCAGGUCCUUCCAGUUGUCCUAAUACAAGCAAAGCUGAUGAUGCCCUUUCUAUCCUGGAUACAAUAACCUCUCUUAAUCAGGAAGCUAGUGCUGCCAGGUCUACAGUUGAAAAUUCAUCAAGUAAAAAUUGUGAAAAGAAUUCUAAGAAGAUCUCCACGACAGAAAUGAAGUCUCAAAGUUUUGAUCUUGGAAUGGAGAAAGAUCAUGUCACUGAAGAAGCUGAAAAAUCUAUAUUGGAAGCCAAAGUGGAUGAUGGGAAGAUAUAUUCUAAGUCAGAAGGAUCAAUUAAUGCUUUAACAUCUUUGAAGACAUGUGAAGAUAAGCAUGAAAAGGCUGAGACUAUUGUGGAAAGUACAGAAGAUGUGAACGAUAAAAAUGAUAAGAGAGACAAAGAUGCAAUAAGAAAUGAACAAAUUGGGCUUUCAAAGAUUGAGAGAAGGGGAAGAAGAAAAAACUCUGAAUCUGUGAGACGCAUUUCUGAAAUUCUAACUGUUAAACAGACGGCCAAGGAAAACUUAAAGAAAGAAUAUUUCCUGGAAGAUUCUGAUUUUGAAGGCCUGAGUGACAUUACUGUCAGUUCCGUCCACACCAGUGAUCUUUCCUCUUUUGAUGAGGAAGAUGAUGAAGAAGAGGAGGGUGAAGUUCCAGAUUCUGACAGCUCUGAUGAAGUUCAAGAACAAAGUUCAGAAGAAAAAGAUAUGAAUGUAGAACCAAAUGAAGAAGGACAAAAGGAAGGUAAAGCAAAACCAGGACGACAUCCAUAUGUCCACAAACCGUUUCUGUAUUCAAAGUACUAUAGUGAUUCAGACGACGAAGAAACAGUAGUACAACGUCGACAGUCAAUCGCAAAAGAAAAGGCAGAGAGGUUACUGAGGCGACAGUGGAACAGGGAAAGAGGAGAGGACAAGCACAAACAGUUGGAAAUUGAGAAAGAUGGGCCACCAGAAGAGACUCAAAGGAAUGAAGAAAAUCUCCAAAUAUUGGAAAAAGGUAUUAACAGUAAUUCAAGUGUUGAAACCAAUUUAAGAACAAUGCAAGAGCCAACAUCACAAAUUUCAAAAGUUAGCAAAGCAGCUUUGAAAGAACAAAAAAUCUUGGAGAAAAAAGUGGCAUUGAGAAGAAAAAGGAAAGGAGAUUUAAGAACAUUAUCUCGGGAAAUUGAUUUGCACCAUGAAGAUAGAAAAAGAAAGCGAGAACUGCCAGAAGAAUUUAAGGAGACACGGAAUAGAUCUGAGAACAAGGAAAAAGCUUUUGCUUCUUGCACUUCUAAAGACUCCAAGAAUGCGCAGUCCACAGAUCAGUCACUCGGAUCUGUUCAGAUACUUUCGGAGUUUAGCCAGUCCAAUAGUGAAAGAAACAACCAUUUAAAAAAUGAUCACGAGUCUAGUCAAAAGCAACCAAGAAACAAUGAUUCAGAUGUGGGCAGAUUGGAUAUGUCUGGAGUAAAUAAGCUUGAUGACUUUGGAUUAGAGGAAAAUCUUACAGAUUCGUCAAAGCACAAAGAUGAGAUGAAACAUGUAAAACAAAGUGGGGAAGUAAUGUCUGAAAGCAGCCCUUGGACACAUGAUGUUCAUAUUGACGCUGAUCAAAAGCAGGAAUCUGCUUUAGAGGACAAUGUCACAACCAGCUGCCAUCAGGUUAUCUUAUCGCGUGACAGCAAAGCUCUAAUUUCUUCAACAGAUUCUGCAGAAUUACCAAUAAAAGAACAUGGUCAAGAUGUCAAAUCUAGGGACCACUCAAAACUAAAAGAAGAAAAAGGGAAAGAAAAGAAAUAUACUGCUGAAAGCUCCGGGCCAAAGUCUAGGGAGCAUACACAGGAAGAUACAAAGGGUCAUGAGAAAAACAAAGAAAAAAGAAAUGAAUCUGAAUGCAUGCGGCCAAAGUUCAAAGAAAACUCACAAGAUGAUGUGAAAUCCAGUGAAAAAUGGAAAGAAAAAAGAAAUGAUUCUGAAAACUCAUGCUCCAAAUUCAAGGAAAGCAUACAUGAAGAUGCUAAAAGCAGAGAAAAGAAAAAUGAUUCUGAACAUGGUCGAACUAAAUCUAGGGAAAAUACUGUAGAUGAGAAAAGCCAUGAGAAAGGUAAAGACAAGAAAUACAUGUCUGAACGCUCUCGAUCAUUAUCUAAGGAAGGCUUCCAGGAGGACAUGAAAGGUAAUGAAAAAGUAAAAGAAAAGAAAGGUGAAUCUGGGAACUCCCGAUCAAAAUCCAGAGAGAAAUUGCAUGAUGACACAAGAAGUCAUGAGAAAGUUAAAGAGAAUCAAAAUGAAUCUGGAAUCUCUCGGUCAAAAUCAAAGGAAACUGUACAGGAGGAUGUUCGAAAUAAAGAUAAACAGAAGAACUUUGAAAAUUCACGGUCAAGAUCAAAGGAAGAUUUGCAAGAAGAUAAAGCAAGGGAGAAGAAAAUAGGAAAGAGAAGAGAAUCUGAAAGCUCCUUGUCAAAAUAUAAGGAAAGAGUUGAUGGCUCUCGAUCCAAAACAAAGGAAAGCAUUGAAUUGUCACGAUCAAAGUCCAAGGAAGAUGAUGAAUAUAUUCAAAAAGGAAUAGAGAAAAAGCAUGAUUCUGAAACUGCUCGCUUGAAAUUCAAGGAACAUUCGGAAAUCGCUAGAUCAAAAUCCAGGGAAAAAUUGCAGGGAGAUGUUCAAAAUGAAGAGAGAAUAGAAAAGAAGCGUGAUUCUGAAAACACUCGACCUAAGUCUAAGGAUAAUGUUGAUGCCUCUCGGUCAAAAUCCAGGGAGAAAGUGCGAGAUGCUUUCCAAGGUGAAAAAAGAAUGGAAAAGAAGAAUAGUUCUGAAAAUGCUGGUGCAAAACCGAAGGAAUAUUCAGAAAGCUCGCACUCAAGAGUAAAAGAAAAGGUGCGAGAUUCUGCUCAGGGCACUUUGAAAGGAAUUGACAAGAAGCAUGACUUUAAAAUCAGACAUUUUGAAAAAUCACGUUCAAAAUCCAAAGAAGACUUGCAGGAAGAUAACACAAAGAAGAUGGAAAGAAAAUGCGAAUUUGGAAGUACUCGGCCCAAGUCUGGGGAACGCUCUGAACAUUCACGAUCAAAAUCUAAGGAGCAUUCUGAUGGUUCCCGAUCAAAACACAAAGACAGGGUGCAAGAAAAUAUUCAAAUCAAUGAAAAAGGAACGGACAGGAAGCACAAAUAUGAAAAUACUCUUUCAAAAUCCAUGGAACAUUCUGAAACAUCUCACUCAAAAUCCAGUGAGAAAGGAAAGGAAAACAUUAAGGACUGUGAAAAAGGAAAAUUAAAGAAGAAUGAUUUACAAAACUUUCAAUCUAAAUCUAAAGAAAUUUCUGAAAAUAUGCAAGCAAAGUCCAAAGAAAAAAUACAAGGCGAUUGGAAAGGAUUAGAGAAGGAUGAUGUUGAAAAUAUUGGGUCAUGUUCUAAGGAUCAAGUGCAAGAUCUUCAGGGUAAUGUGAUUUUAGAAGAAAAAGCGAUUAAGUCGCCAACUGCUAUGUCCAAGCCUGAAACAAUGGAAGAUGAACAAAGCAGAGAGAAGAACACUAACUUUAUAAAUGUGGCAAACAAUGAGGAGCAGACAGAAAUUGCCAAAAGUAAUGAAACAGACGAGAUAAAUAAAGUGGGGAAUGAUCAGUCAGGAUCCAAAGCUCACCUGAAAACAAAUAUUAAAAGUAAUGAGAUAGUAGAAGAAAAAAAUGAUAUUCAAAGUUUGGAAUUAAAAGAGAAUCAUUUGGAAGAAAAUGAAAUAAGUGAUACAAAAGAAAAAUCUGAAAAUACGCUGUCAGGAUCAAAUGAAGAUCAAACUGAUGAGAUUGAUGAUAAAAAACAAACUGAAACAGAAAAUUCCCAGUUGAACUCAAAAGAGAGCAUAUCAGAUAGUAAGGAAAUUCUGCACAACACUCCAGGAAAUUUAGUGGACGUAGAAAGUUUGAUAAAAGCUGAAGACAAAUUAGAGGAAAGAACAAAAGUCUUUGAAGAUGAAAAGAAUGAAGCGGGACCUUUGAAAGAUAUAAACAUGGGAGAAAAGGAGAUUGAAAUUGUACAAAACACUGAAUGUAAAACAUUUUUAGAUAAAGAACAAAGUAAAAAAAUAGCUCAUGACCAAUUCGUAAGACCAAAUAAGGUAAAUAUUCCUCCAAAUGUGGAACAACAUGAAUCUUUAAAUACCCCUUGUGAGACCAUUUCCCCUGGUACACCAACAAUGAAUGAUGCUGGGCUUCUCCAUUCAAUUGCUAAUAAAGCACAGUUUGUUCAUUAUGAUCCUUCUUCACCGGCUACUCCAACACUCGAUGAAACUUUUAGCUAUGAGGCACCUUCUAGUGUACCGGAAUCUGUUGUGCCCUCUGUGGAAAGUCCUGGAGAGCAAAAGGCUCAUAGUUCAGAAAAUGUUGCAGAAGAAUUGGGUGACAAGCAUCAAGAUGAAGAAAUGGACUCCAAAUGCGAUCCUUCAAAAGUGGAGUCACAAGAAUUGCCAGUACACCAGGAUGUCCUGCCAGAAAUCAACACAAGUGCCAAAAGUGAAUUGAAAGAUGAAGAUGUUACUGGGGAAUCUGUCAAAGAUGCUGAAGAGCAAAGUUCCACUAAAAGAGAAAGGAAACCCAAGCGUCCAUACACUCCAGUAGAAAAUCCUCCUAAAAGGAGACUACUUCAAUCAGAGGCAGAAUCUGCAGCGGAUGAACCUGUUGAAGCUGUAUUAGUUCAAGUACAAGAUGAGGACAAAGCAACACAAUCUCGAGGCAAAAUUACAUCAAAGGUUGAAGAAAAAGCAAGAAACCAGACAAAUGAUGCGAGUAGCCAGAAUAAACCAAACACUCGUGCAGCAAAGAAAGUAAGUAAUCAAGAGCAUUUGUCAGUACCUGAACGAGAACGACGUUCAUCGACUUUGGCAAAAGAGAAACUAACACCAGAUUCAAAGGCAGGAAAAUCUUCAGCAACAGUAUCAGUGACAAGAUCACGAAAUCAACCAUCACCUGUGAUUAAACAAGGACGUAAAAGAGAAGCAAGUCCAGAACGCAAAAGAAAGCAAAAAACAGAAGUGCCACCAAAACGAACGAGGCGAUAACUCAGAAUGUUCGAAGUUGCCACUUUAACUCAACAAAAUUAGUUGUGUACAUUUUAUAUUAUAAAUUAUAUUUGUUGUAGUAAUCUAAGGGAAAUGAAGUCAGUAUUGAUAGGUUAAUACUGUCUUUUUACUGUACUUUUGUGUUGUAUAUGAUAAAUGCAAACAUGUUGUGCUUUUACCUGUUGUAUCUUGCAAUUUUAAGUACAAAGGUUUUUCAUUCUAUGAAUGUAUUUUAUUUUUACCAAAUCCUAUUUAAUAAAAUUGUUUGCUGAAAGUAAGCAACUGAGGGAUGCAGCCAUUCACAGUAUAAUUUUGUACAUUGUACAUUCCUUGAUGUUCCAUGUGUUAUAUUCUUGGAGUGAGUAACGAACUAUUUUGUACUCAUACACGACUACUGAGCAUGUUCAGCUGGUUUAUAAUAAAACAUAUGUGCUCAUAUGGUGCUUUA
Messenger RNA from Amblyraja radiata (thorny skate), 6031 nucleotides. It is a transcript of the gene bod1l1, whose product is annotated as biorientation of chromosomes in cell division 1-like 1. Bases 133 to 5583 code for a protein of 1816 amino acids. NCBI's taxonomy places the organism in Eukaryota, Metazoa, Chordata, Chondrichthyes, Rajiformes, Rajidae. The transcript has 15 exons. The record is from RefSeq and is a predicted model, not a curated record.